CAAAGACAGCAAAGGAGAUUGCAGUAAUGGCUAAUGCAGAGAACGGGGACGGGAAAACGAAACUCAUAUAAAUGCCGGAUUUGAACUCCAUAUUAAGCUGAGUUUCAGGGAUGUGUCUAAGGUCCGUCACUCCAAGACCAAGAGACCUGUCAAAGCUCUCUCUUCCUCUCUCUUUCUCUCUCUGGUUCCGAGUUCCAACAUCUGGGGGAAAAAGUAAAGUUUUCUGUGAGCUUCUCUGAGCAAGGUCUCUCUCUCUCUCUCUCUCUCUCUCAGUCUCAGUGUACUCUUGUGAGGUCGAGAAGGAAAAUAUGGUGAGAUCCUCGAGCUCCUGUUUCAAGGUUCUAACAUGCGGCAGGGAUUCUCUUGACAUAGAUGACUUUAAUCCAACGGAGAGCAAAGAAUCAACAGAUAAACGUGGAUGGAGUUUCAGGAAGAGAUCUGCCAGGCAUCGAGUGCUAAGCAACACUGUUAUCUCAGAAAACCCAUCAACUGGGAAUAAGGAGAGCCCAGCAUCAACUACAAUCACCGCCACUCCACAACCUAACUUAACUGUUCCUGAGAAAGUGUCUGUACCACCACAGACAAAAGAGAAACCUGAAUUGCCAACUGCAGCACACUCAAGAGAAACUGACCUCCCAAUUGCCACAGAGGUUGCAUGUAAAAUUGAUCGCAACCUAGAAGAAUCUGUUGCCAUUGUCAUCCAGGCUGCAAUCAGAGGAUACUUGGCACGGAGAGCUCUUUUGAAGCUUAAAACUGUUGUUAAGUUGCAAGCUGCUGUACGUGGGCAUUUGGUCCGGAGGCAGGCGGUGGGGACUUUACGUUGUGUUCAAGCAAUUGUCAAGAUGCAGGCUCUUGUGCGUGCUCGCCGUGCUCGUUUGUUAGUGGAAGGGUCAGUUAAUGAGAAAGAUGAACAGACUGUGAAGCCCGUGGGGAAGGAAGAUUUAGGAACGAAGCCAAAUCAAACUAACUCUUCCACUAAGAAACUGCUUAGCAAUGGUUUUGCUCGUCAGCUUUGGGAGUCAGCACCAAAGACAAAACCGAUACAUAUCAAAUGUGAUACUUCAGAAUCUAAUUCAGCUUGGAAUUGGUUGGAGAGGUGGAUGUCUGUAUCACCAUCAGAACUUGCACUCUCGGGUAAACCAGUAGGUCCUGAGAAUCAGGAGCAAGGAAAGAAUAUCAAGGCAUUUGCUGCUGAAGCAGUACCUGCUACACCAGCUGAAGUUGUCUCUGCGAUAGCCGAUUUAAAAUCUAAUAGCAGUGGAACAGCAGCGGCAGCUGAAACUGAAAAGAGCUUGAUCACUUGUGAUGCAGAUGACUUUGAUUUUCAAGCUGGCCAUCUAAACUGUUCAUCAAAAAGAGACGAUCUUGAUCAGCCUCAAAUUGAGGAUGGGAAUUUGGUCAAAGCUCAGAAUGCUGAUAACUUAGGCUUUCAGGAUAGUCAUUCAAACUGCCCAUCAAUAAAAGAUGACCAUGAUCAGCCUCGGGUUGAGGAUGGGGGUUUAAGAAAAUUGCAAGAGGCUUCUUCUAAGAUAGAUUCGUUUCCAAAUCAAACAGAGGAGUCUAGUGUGAUUUCUCAGAUGGUGCUCAAUUCUGUUUCUGAGAAGCCUGAGUUGAACAGUGAAGAACCAAAAUGUACUACUGUAGCAUCUGAACAGCUAGAGAUUGGGAGUAAAAAGUUUGUUUUUGGAUCAAGGAAGGUUUCUAAUCCUGCAUUUAUUGCAGUAAAGUCAAAAUUUGAAGAGCUGAGUUCAUCAGAAACAUGUCGGUCAAUCGGUUUAAUUAAUCCAGACUUUGGAACAGAAUCCAAAUUGGACAACCUUCCUUGUCCCGAAGAUUCGGUGACACAGACCAAGGAAUCAAGCCUAACAGAAAAUUCAAUCUCUUACGAUCCAAAGGUUCAGGUUGGUUCAGAAUAUGGAACCAAACUUUCUUUUUCCUCCACUCUUGAUUCCCCAGAUAUAUCUGAAGUUGGUGGUGGAGAACUUGAACAUGAAGCCAAAAUUGCAGAAAAAUGGGCUGAUGAUGUAAACAGUGUUGCUGGUAAUGUGCAUAAACUUCAAGCUCCGGAUCCGGAGGCCAAGAAUUUUUCGACGAAAAUCCCACUUUAUCUGUCCCAUGAUGCCUCUGGUCAUCCAGGUGAGGCUGAAGAUGUUAAUGGAGAAUCCAUUGAUCCAGUUGUAGCUGUAGACUCACCUGGGGUGGAGCAGCAGCCAGACAAAAGUGUGUCAGAUGUACAGGUUCAAAGGGACAGCAUCAUAGAUCAGCAAGUCUGCAAGUCAUCUCCAGAAGGAUCUCCGAGAAGCCACAUGACUGUCCCUGAAUCACAUGGAACGCCAUCGAGUCAGGUCUCAAUCAAAUCUAAGAAGGACAAAUUGGAUAGCAGUGGGUCGAACCAAAAUCGUAAGUCCAAGACAAAAAGCAAGAGGUCCACUUCAAAUCAGAAUGACUCAGGUGUUAGUAGUACGGAGCAAUUGUACAAGGACUCCAAAAAUGGGAAGCGGCACAUCUCGUUUGGUUCAGCAAGAUCUGAUCCCAUCGACCAGGAGAGAAGAGACAGUAGCAGUAGCAACUCCCUCCCCAGUUACAUGCAAGCUACAGAAUCUGCCAAGGCCAAGGCCCAACAUGCACAAAAUUCUCCAAGGUCAAGUCCAGAUGUCCAAGACAAGGAUGUUUACAUCAAGAAGCGACAUUCCCUACCCAAUUUGGAUGGAAAGCAGGGUUCCCCUCGUAUGCAGCGUACGACAUCACAACAGGUUGUGAAGGGAAAUGGAACACAUUCUCCGCAUGAGAGAAAAUGGCAAAAAUAUUAAUUAAUAACUCUGAGAGGCCGUCAACGCAGAGUUGGUGAAGACAUUUGAUCAGCCUUUCCUCAUGAGCAUCUAUAGUAGAGACUGAUGUUCUAGCUUGGGAUUUCUGGAUUUUGUUCUGUCUGCACAUUAGGUUUGCCCUGUUUGAGGUGUGUGUGUGUGGGAUGGGCAGGGGGAGAUGGAGGGACACAGGAUUGAGGAUUUUAUGUACAGAAGUGGUGUCUUAAAAAUUCCUGCCAUGAGGUUUGCUUUUAUUUGUUGUCUUGUAUCCCCUUUUUAUAUCCAGAGUUACAUUACAUGUAAGAUGAAGAGUUUCAGAGGACCUUGGAGUUAUUGAAAUGAGCUGAAAUAUUCCUUUUGCUUCA
Macadamia integrifolia is the source of this 3172-nucleotide messenger RNA. RefSeq names its product protein IQ-DOMAIN 32-like. NCBI's taxonomy places the organism in Eukaryota, Viridiplantae, Streptophyta, Magnoliopsida, Proteales, Proteaceae. Gene Ontology annotation, molecular function: protein binding. Bases 309 to 2810 code for a protein of 833 amino acids. The transcript has 6 exons. The record is from RefSeq and is a predicted model, not a curated record.